CCCGGCCCCGGCCCCGCACCCAGGCCGCCGCCGGGCACCGCCGCGGGGUCGGGCGCAGGCUCUGCCCCGGCAGCCCCAUGGAGCGGCCCCGCCGCCCGCGCUGAAGGCAUCCCCGACCCGCCCGCAGGCGGAGGGAAGAGGUCUGUGGAGUUGAUCUGCUGGGAGUAGGGAUCUACCUGGAACACAAUGCCCUACCCCGCUCCUGGCCUUGGGAAGUUGUGAGCUGCUCAUGUCCAUAAGGAGGAAGGAUGGCUCAUGGAAUUCCUUCACAGGGGAAAGUUACCAUAACGGUGGAUGAAUACAGCUCUAACCCAACGCAGGCGUUCACACACUACAACAUCAACCAGAGCAGGUUCCAGCCGCCGCAUGUGCAUAUGGUCGACCCUAUCCCAUAUGACACUCCAAAACCAGCGGGCCACACGCGAUUUGUCUGCGUCUCAGACACACACUCCAGAACAGAUGGCAUCCAGAUGCCUUAUGGGGACAUCCUUCUCCACACGGGCGAUUUCACCGAGCUGGGACUGCCCUCAGAGGUUAAGAAGUUUAAUGACUGGUUAGGAAACCUACCAUAUGAAUAUAAAAUAGUGAUUGCUGGGAAUCAUGAACUGACAUUUGAUAAGGAAUUCAUGGCAGACCUUGUUAAACAAGAUUACUACCGCUUUCCCUCUGUGUCCAAAUUGAAACCAGAGGACUUUGACAAUGUUCAGUCACUCCUGACAAAUAGUAUUUACUUACAAGAUUCAGAAGUAACAGUUAAAGGAUUCCGAAUAUAUGGUGCCCCGUGGACACCAUGGUUUAAUGGAUGGGGCUUUAACCUACCCAGAGGUCAGUCUUUGCUAGACAAGUGGAACCUUAUUCCCGAGGGAAUUGAUCUACUAAUGACACAUGGACCUCCCCUUGGUUUUCGAGACUGGGUUCCAAAGGAGCUGCAGAGAGUGGGUUGUGUGGAGCUGCUGAACACGGUGCAGAGGAGAGUGAGGCCCAAACUCCAUGUCUUUGGUGGGAUUCAUGAAGGUUAUGGCAUUAUGACAGACGGUUACACAACGUACAUCAAUGCUUCAACGUGUACAGUCAGCUUUCAACCAACCAACCCCCCAAUUAUAUUUGACCUUCCAACCCCUCAAGGAUCAUGAAGCACUACUGCACAUUUGGAACUGGGAAGGUCUAUAAACUGCCAUUUUCUAAUUAUAAAACUUACAUUCUGUUACAUGCUUAUUUCAAAAUUGGGGGAGGAGA
Melopsittacus undulatus (budgerigar) is the source of this 1236-nucleotide messenger RNA. It is a transcript of the gene MPPED2, whose product is annotated as metallophosphoesterase domain containing 2. Bases 249 to 1133 code for a protein of 294 amino acids. Gene Ontology annotation, molecular function: hydrolase activity. The record is from RefSeq and is a predicted model, not a curated record. NCBI's taxonomy places the organism in Eukaryota, Metazoa, Chordata, Aves, Psittaciformes, Psittaculidae. The transcript has 7 exons.